AUGACUUCCACCGACAACGAGAAAAUCCCAGACACCAUGCGUCCUCCCUCUGUCACCAAAGGCUCAGUCCAAGAUGUCAUUAGCGAAACAUCUCUGAAGCCCAUCACCCGCAAAGUCGACUACCAUCUCGUUCCUCUCAUGCUAGUCUGCUAUUUCCUCCAAUUCCUCGACAAAGUCCUCAUCAACUAUGCCAACAUCAUGGGUCUCUCCGAGAACCUCCAUUUCACAGGAAAUGAUUUCUCCUGGAUGGCUACCGCUUUCUUCAUCGGCUUCGCCGUUGCGGAAUUUCCUCAGGGUGUCUUGAUCCAGAAGUUCCCUGUUAGCAAGGUUCUUGGCCUUAACGUUGUUCUCUGGGGUAUCGUUAUCUGCUGCUCGUCUGCUGCGCACAACUUCCCUGGUAUGACAGCUGCGAGAACUCUUCUUGGCAUGUUCGAAGCCGUUAUCUCACCUGCUCUUAUCAUGAUCACUUCGCAGUGGUACACCAGAAGACAAGCAACCCCAAGGACUGGUAUCUGGUACUGCGGUCUUGGCAUCGGCCAGACUGUUGGUGGACUGAUCUCGUAUGCUGCUCAGCACGGUAGCCGAACCAGCAGCUUCCAGAGCUGGCGCAUCAUGUUUGUUUCCGUUGGCGCCUUCAAUGUUAUCAUUGGUCUCCUUGUUCUCUUCUGGAUGCCUUCUAGCAUCAAGGACGCCAAGUUCCUUACAGAGCAGGAGCAGGUCAUGCUUCAAGAAGCCCUUGAUGCUGAUCAGGGAGGGAAAAGCGCCAAGGUCUUCCGCCGCGCUGGUAUUUGGGAUGCUCUCAAGGACAUUCAAGUCUGGUUGCUUUUCCUCAAUACUAUUCUCAUUGUUAUCCCAUCAGGCAUCAUCACAACAUUCUCUGCUACUCUGAUCCGCGGUUUCGGUUAUGACCCCAAGCAGGCCGCCCUCCUCAACAUGCCUGCUGGUGUUGUAUCAGUGUCCGCUACCUUGCUCAGCACCUUUGCCAUCCUCUACGGGUUCCCACGAUGGUUGGGUCUUUGCCUUCUCAUGGUCCCAACUCUAAUUGGUGCAGGACUAAUGUCCUUCUACUCCAGCAGUCAAGCAGGCUCACUCGCCGGAAUCUACUUGAUUAACUUCGAUGUUGCACCUCUUGCACUGAUCUAUGCUCUUGUCGGAGCCAAUGUUCAAGGGUACACUAAGAAGGUCACUACGAAUGCCAUCGUUGCUGUUGGCUUUUCCAUUGCCAACAUCAUUGGACCACAGACCUUCCAAGCCAAAGAUGCGCCAAAGUUCCUCCCAGCAAAGAUCACCGUUUUCUGUGUUUGUGGCGGGUCGGUUGUUGUCACCAUUCUGACUAGAAUUCUUUAUGGCCUUCGAAACAGAAAGGGAAGGGUUUCACAGGAUGUUGGGCAGAGUGGAGAGGUUGAUCCGGAUACUAUGACGGAUAGGAACAACCCUAACUUCUUCUACGUUUACUAA
Messenger RNA from Fusarium verticillioides 7600, 1458 nucleotides. RefSeq lists its product as hypothetical. The coding region runs from base 1 to 1458 and encodes 485 amino acids. Gene Ontology annotation, molecular function: transmembrane transporter activity. The record is from RefSeq and is a predicted model, not a curated record. Lineage: Eukaryota; Fungi; Ascomycota; Sordariomycetes; Hypocreales; Nectriaceae. Gene Ontology annotation, biological process: transmembrane transport. Gene Ontology annotation, cellular component: membrane. The transcript has a single exon.